Zingiber officinale is the source of this 1294-nucleotide messenger RNA. RefSeq names its product zinc finger CCCH domain-containing protein 19-like. The transcript is spliced from 4 exons. Lineage: Eukaryota; Viridiplantae; Streptophyta; Magnoliopsida; Zingiberales; Zingiberaceae. Bases 1 to 1278 code for a protein of 425 amino acids. The record is from RefSeq and is a predicted model, not a curated record.
AUGCCUUCCUCUGGUUUUGAUGGUGAUCUUUUGAACUGUGAUGCCUUUGAGAUUACCGAUGCUCCCACCACUGCAGCUGGUGAUAAUCCUGUUCACUUUGCAACGUUGAAGGUGGAUGUUGAUACUGAAGCAAUUGCCGAAGGCAAGCAAGUCACCUGUGAAGAAUCUGAUGUUUUGAGGCACGUGUCAUCCAUCUCUGAGAGUGCACCUGAGAAAGUAGAGCCUUGUGAGCCCGUUAGUGUUGCCAUGCCAGGUGAUAAUGAUGCUAUGAAAGUGGAUAUGACAUUUACAGAUAUUGAUCAACUGGGUAAUGGGACACUUCCCAUAUGUGAACAGACCGUGGAUGUUGUGGUGGCUGAUAUUUCAAUGUCCAUAGACUCAUCUUCUGAGUUUCCUUUUGAUUCUGACCAUGGACUUCAGGACAUUUCUGUACAUGAGCCUGAUGUGACCACCAUUUCACUUGACAGUGCUGAUGUUGUGGAUGACGAAGCAAUGCAAAUGGAUGGAGAUGAUAGAGCUACUAUCUUGCAAAGAGGUGGACGGAGGAAGAGGGGUCGACCAUCAAAGACUCAAGUUGUUAGAACAUCAAGGCAGAAAGAAGCUGAAGAGGUGUGUUUUAUUUGCUUUGAUGGAGGUGAUCUUGUGGUUUGUGAUCGUAGGGGUUGUUCAAAGGUGUACCAUCCUUCAUGUGUCAAUAGAGAUGAGGCUUUCUUCCGUGCAAAGGGUCGUUGGACAUGCGGUUGGCAUAUAUGUAGCAGCUGUGAGAGAACUGCUCACUACAUGUGCUUUUCCUGCACAUACUCUUUAUGUAAAGGGUGUAUUCAAGAAUCUGGAUUUAUUUGCCUCAGAGAAAAUAAAGGGUUCUGUGAAGCUUGCAUAAGCACUGUGAUGCUGAUAGAGACAAAGGAAUAUGGGAAUGGACAAAUGAUUACAGUUGAUUUUGAUGAUAGAAGUAGUUUUGAAUAUUUGUUCAAGGACUACUAUAUAGCUCUGAAAGCAAAGUUGUCAUUGACAUUAGAUGAGUUGAUGAGCGCUAGAAAUCCAAUCAAGAAAUCUGAUGUUGCCACACUAACUAAUGGUUCUGGUAAUUUGCGUAAUCCUAGAGAACAGCAGGUAGCAUCUUCAGACAGCUCUUCAGACCAUAAAGAAAGAACUUCUAGGAGGAAAAUUAGAAAAAGAUCUAAGAAAUUUAUCAAUGACAAAGGGUCAGUAAAAGGAGAUUAUGUUGGUACAUCUGUCUCCAGGAACUCUGAGUGGGCUACGGAUGAACUUUUGUAGUUUGUAGCACAUAUGA